This is a messenger RNA of Strongylus vulgaris, 780 nucleotides long. Lineage: Eukaryota; Metazoa; Nematoda; Chromadorea; Rhabditida; Strongylidae. The record is from the annotation of a GenBank genome assembly.
GGACGUGUUCAGUCAGCUGGGUCAAUAGGCAGCAAAAACGUUGUUAACGUUGAGAAAUACCGUCUAACACAUACUCUGCAUACACAUUCCAUGGAGGUACUCAGCGUGGAAUGGUCUUGCGAUGGUCGUUACUUGGCUUCUGCAUCUAUGGACAAUUCGGUGGUAGUAUGGAAUGCGAAAAAGUUACCAGAACGAAUUGUUGUGUUGGACAACUCACGUGGAGGACAUAAUGGACCUGUUAAAGGACUAAGCUGGGAUCCAAUAGGGAAAUAUCUGGCUACGCAAUCAGCAGAUAAGGUUGAUUUAUUUUCUCUUAGACUAUGGACUACAGAUAACUGGCAAUGCGACACCGUCAUCACCAAACCAUUCAGUCAGUCAGAGUAUAUUUACAAUGUAAGUCUAUGGAUAGUCACUCAAAACCUGCAUUUUUACAACACUGUUUUCUCUAUUUUUGUUCUUUCUUUCAAUUCAUUUAUCAAAGAAAAAUUGUAUGGCGUUUUCCAGAGCAGCCAAACUACAAUGUUUUCUCGGCUGGAUUGGUCGCCUGAUGGUCAGUUCCUCUUUGCUCCAUGUGCUAUGAACAAUCAAGGGCCUACAGCACAAAUAAUUAUGCGAAAAGAUUGGGAUACUGAACUGGAUCUUGUCGGACACAGAAGAGCAGUAACCGCAAUCCGAGUAUGUCCACGUCUUUUGUCAUAUGUCGAUUAUGCAGGGAAAACAAUUCAGGUACUUGAUUCUUCUGAGAUUAGGGAAGGACAAAGUUUCAUAAUGUAUGGUUAA